Gavia stellata (red-throated loon) is the source of this 2141-nucleotide messenger RNA. It is a transcript of the gene CARHSP1, whose product is annotated as calcium regulated heat stable protein 1. Lineage: Eukaryota; Metazoa; Chordata; Aves; Gaviiformes; Gaviidae. The transcript has 4 exons. Gene Ontology annotation, molecular function: mRNA 3'-UTR binding. Gene Ontology annotation, cellular component: cytoplasm. The coding region runs from base 59 to 517 and encodes 152 amino acids. Gene Ontology annotation, biological process: regulation of mRNA stability. The record is from RefSeq and is a predicted model, not a curated record.
GCAGCGGCCGCCGCGCCGCCCAGCCCUUCCUGCCCGAGGUUUUUCUCAGGCAUCAGGAAUGUCUUCUGAGCCCACUUCAUCCGCCUCGCAGCAGUCACCUGCCUCUCCACCCCCACCCAGUUCUCUCCAUCUACCUGAAAACCGCAGGGCAAGAGAUCGCUCCCCAUCGCCCAUGAGAGGGUACCUCAUCCCCAGUCCGCUGCCCACCCGACGGACCAGGACGUUUUCAGCAACUGUGAGAGCAUCGGAGGGUCCCAUCUACAAAGGCGUCUGUAAAUGCUUCUGUCGCUCCAAAGGCCAUGGCUUCAUUACCCCUGCAGAUGGAGGGCCCGACAUCUUCGUACACAUCUCUGAUAUCGAAGGCGAGUAUGUUCCCGUGGCAGGCGACGAGGUCACCUACAAGAUGUGCACCAUCCCACCGAAAAACGAGAAGCUUCAGGCAGUGGAGGUUGUGAUUACCCAUCUAGCUCCUGGAACCAAGCAUGAGACCUGGUCGGGGCAUGUCAUCAGCUCCUGAGGUGUCCCGGAGGGAGUGCAGCCGCUGCCUGCAUGGUCACUGCUCAACAACUGGCUGCAGGGGACCUGUCCUAAGAAUAUUCUACAUAUUGUGCGGGAGGAAAUACUGCAUAGUCAAUAAAGCAGAAGUAGGCCAAAAUUACCAUUUUUAUGGCUGGCCUCAAAAAAAAAAAAAAGGCAAUUCAGAUGCUAAUGAAAAAAAUCUAUUGUAAUGUGUUUACAAAAACCAUAUUUUAAAGAGACCUAGUUUGUGUGCUUGGUGAAGGGGGGCAGGUUUGUUUUUUCUCUUAUCUUGUGAACUGAUUCCAGUAGAUGCCCAGGGGAAUCGGGGAGAGGUUUGAAGGAGAGCUCUUCUAGUGCAGACGGCCGUAGCAGAGGCACAACUCUGAGGCCCUGGAGGUGUGUGAGCACUGUGUUCCCUUUAGCUGCUCUUCUGUAGGGGUUGGAGUACGCUUAUUGCCGAUGACAGUGCCUGAAUGCCUUGGCCUGAGACAGAGAGAGAGGUGUUGGUUGCUGCCAUUUGUUUUCCUCAUGGAAGGAAGUUUGCAAACAGGACAGCUGCUGCAGGGUGGAAAAUCCCCGCCUGGUGGUUGUGCUCCGAUGGCCGCGGCUGGGUGCCCUUCAGGUGCACCGCUUGCAAACUGCUUGUCUGUGUGUGUGUGUGGAAUAUUGUGGUUUUAAAGCCUGGAUUGUUUGUGAAUUUACUUAGGUGCCUUGAUGGUUGAUUAGCAACAGAUUUCAUAGGCCAGUAUUAAAAAAGAAACAAAAAAAUCCAAACCAAACUUUAAAAAAUUUGCUUCAAGGUAAGUGGUAGAAAGCUGUAGAGUAGUGGAUACUUUAUAGCCUCUGACUGUGUCUGAAUUUAGACAAAGCUGAAGAUUACCUUCUUGAUUGCUUAUAGUUGAAUGUCUGCCAUGGUAUUUCACAGGGCAGGCAGAGUAUCUGUACUUCUGAAAAGCAAGUUAUAUGCUGUUCAGAUAAGCGUGUAUAAAAUACUGCGUGAGUUACUUAAUAGGCUCAGCUGUCUCAGUGAAGUAGAUUCUGCAGCUGUUUCCCUGGAAGACUUGCUUGGUAGGAUGUGGUAUGGUCACCCUUGCCCUGACUCUUCUCUGCCUGCAAGGUUUCAUGUAGUUGUAGUGCAACCAAGUAUCAGUUCUGUUCCUGUUUGCCUUCUACAUCUUUCUUUCAAAUGAAGCAUUUUCCUCUAUUAUGUUCCCAGCAGUGGAUUUUUAUUGACUUUGCAAAUAAAAAAAAAAAAAAAAAAUGGCAUGAUACUCUUCUGUUAGUUGUGUGAAACAGUAAAACUUCAGUUGCCUAUUUGCAGUUUUAACAUGAAAUGUCUUAAGACUCUUUCACAGCAGGUGAUCUGUUCCGAGAUCUGACCUGGGGAGAGCACAGAUGUACGGAGGUUAGUACUGCUGUGAUGGCUUGUUUUACCUCAGCUGUACCUGUAUUACAGUAUAGUGUACGACAGUGACCAGCCUGUAGCGGGGUUUUGGAUUUUUGUUUAGUUUUUUAUUAACCAUAAGACUUGGUAGUUGUGGUUUUAACACUAUCCAGCUUGUUGGAAUAUCACACACUGCUUUCUUUACAAUAAAUGCAACCAUUAUAAUGCUUUAACAUGU